UUAUUCUAGGGAACAUGUGUCACAUGGGUCAGUGGUCAGUGCUGCUCCUGCUCAGUCUCACGUCUAUUGUCCAUUCCCAAAGCUGCAAAUGGCUUCACCCCCAGCAAGAAUAUCUCAACUCACAGAUCCUGAAGGCUUUCAAUCAAACAACCCCUUUAAGAGGAAAUGAUGAGACCUGUGAAGAGCAUCCUGGUGACCUUCCUAAUAUAGAGAGUAUCUACAAUGUCUCCCAGGUAGAAGCUGCGGCUCUCGCUGUUAGAGAAGUUCUGAACGAAACCAUCAGGUUCUACAGGAAACACCAUGAGAGUAUGGGGUGCAAGCAGCAAGCCUGGGAAAGGUUUCAGCAGCUUCUCUACUAUCAGAUUCACCAGCUGGAGGGCUGUGUCUCAGAGACAGCAGAGAAUCAUCUGAUAAAAGAAUUGGCAUCGGAACAGUUUAAUCUGCUGGAGAAGAUAGUCCUGGAGAAGGACAAUUCCGCUUGUGUUUUGGAUUUUAUAUGUUCGGAAAUCAGAAGGAAUCUACAACUGGUUCUGCAACUCUCCUCUCGCUUGAGAAGGCAGCACUUGUUACAGAGGACUCAGUAGGACACCAACCUUAUGGAACCAUUAGAUCUUCUUCACUGAUGUCUUUAACAUGGAGACUUCACUAGACGACCUUUAUACCUUCAUAUACUAUGAAAACAAUUUAUUUAUAUUAUGCCUGUUAUUAAUUUAUGUAACUGCCAUUGGCUCAGUAUUUACAUAUUUAUAUUUUUAAAAUAAAAA
Xenopus laevis (African clawed frog) is the source of this 764-nucleotide messenger RNA. RefSeq lists its product as uncharacterized. The transcript has 5 exons. The record is from RefSeq and is a predicted model, not a curated record. Lineage: Eukaryota; Metazoa; Chordata; Amphibia; Anura; Pipidae. Bases 15 to 584 code for a protein of 189 amino acids.